Messenger RNA from Dendronephthya gigantea, 1569 nucleotides. RefSeq lists its product as uncharacterized. The transcript has 2 exons. The record is from RefSeq and is a predicted model, not a curated record. Lineage: Eukaryota; Metazoa; Cnidaria; Anthozoa; Malacalcyonacea; Nephtheidae. Gene Ontology annotation, molecular function: nucleic acid binding. Bases 1 to 1569 code for a protein of 522 amino acids. Gene Ontology annotation, biological process: DNA integration.
AUGUGUCAAGCAGAAUUAAGCCUACCAGUUGACGAAACGCUGUUUUGGACAGAUAGUACCUGCGUACUCAAAUACUUGGAGAAUGAAGAAAAACGUUUUCAGACCUUUGUUGCGAACCGCAUCAGCGUGAUACGAGAGGCUUCCUCUUUGGAACAGUGGCACUAUGUCAGAACCAAUGACAAUCCUGCGGACGAUGCAUCUAGAGGAGUUUCGGCUGCUCAACUACAUCGCUGGAUACAUGGCCCAACGUUUUUGCAGCAACCCAUUAGUACUUGGCCACAACGACCAGCAGAUAUCAAUCUGAAAAUCGCGCCAGACGAUCCAGAAGUCAAGAAAGAAUCAGCAGCUUUCGCGUGUGGAACCAUUGGUCCUGAUUUCCUUACCACUGUUAUACCAAGAUGUUCGUCUUGGAGCCGCCUGAGAAGAAUUGUGGCUUGGGUUUUGAGAUUCACGUCGAACCUGCUACGUCGUGUUCGAGAAAAAGAGAGUGUUAGAAGGGCUACGCAAACAACGACGAUCGCCCCAAUAACCGUCUCCGAAUUGCGUGAAGCUGAGAAGCAAAUCAUUAAGCACGUUCAACAAGUAGCCUUCUUAGAAGAAACUAGCAAAUUGGCGAAGAAAGAAAGCGAGGAAUCAAAUUGCAAGGGGAUAAAGAAAUCAAGCGCUAUUUAUCAACUAGAUCCCACCGUCAAAGACGGCCUGUUACGUGUUGGUGGACGACUACGACAAGCCGAGAUCAGCGAAGAAGCGAAACAUCCCUGUAUUCUGCCAAAAACCCACCACGUUGUCACCUUAAUCGUGAAUUAUUACCAUCAUGUCUCCGGACAUUCAGGCCUGGAGCACACGUUGUCUCUCAUCAGAGAGAGAUACUGGAUAAUCAAUGGAAGGUCAACGGUCAAGAAUAUCAUCGGAAAAUGCCACAGCUGCCGAAAACGUCAAUCCCCAGUGUCUCAACAAAAGAUGGCUGACCUUCCACGCGACAGAGUUACCCCUUUGAAGCCGCCGUUCACUUAUACCGGAGUUGAUUGCUUCGUACCCUUUGCAGUGAAACGAGGAAGAUCUACCGUUAAGCGAUACGGCGUCCUUUUCACCUGCCUCACUGUUCGCGCAAUCCACAUCGAAGUAGCCUCCUCUUUAGAUACGGAAUCCUUCAUCAACGCUCUCAGACGCUUCGUUGCAAGAAGAGGUCAGCCCGAAGAAAUGCGAUCAGACAAUGGGGGGAACUUCGUAAAGGGCGAGAAAGAACUCAGGCAAGCGGUGAAUGAUUGGAAUCAAACUCAGAUACAUGAAGCCCUCCUGCAACAACACGUUAAGUGGACCUUCAAUCCGCCAGCCGGCUCUCAUCACGGUGGCGUAUGGGAGAGAUGCAUACGGACAGUCAGAAAGGUUAUCCUGGCAACUCUGAAAGAGCGGCAGCUGGACGAAGAAUCCCUCAACACCCUUAUGUGUGAAGUCGAGUCUGUGGAUCGAGUGUCCCACCCGGUGUUUUCUGUAAGCAAGAUGGCUAUGGCAGAAGGAGAUGGCGUCAGGUGCAAUAUAUGGCAAACGUGUUCUGGCGUCGAUGGUUGA